Molecule: messenger RNA, 4473 nt
Organism: Anas platyrhynchos (mallard)
Lineage: Eukaryota; Metazoa; Chordata; Aves; Anseriformes; Anatidae
Gene: ELFN2
Product: extracellular leucine rich repeat and fibronectin type III domain containing 2
Cellular component (GO): plasma membrane
Molecular function (GO): protein binding
Source: RefSeq, a predicted model, not a curated record
GUGGGUGGGAGGGAGGACAGUGGAAGAAGUGGGACAGUCGCUCUUGAGCAUCAAAGAAGAUUCUCUGUCCUCAGUCUGAAUUUCUGUUUAGAAAAGAAGCACAAAGUGAUCCCUUCCAGACCACUCAUCCUUGGUGGCAGCUUUUGGGUGUGCUGGAAGCAAACUGCAUGUCUCCUCCCUGCUGCCAUGCUCCUGGCUUGACCCAGAGGGCAAGAAGAAAUGAUGGCGUUGACACCCAAUAGGACUGGGGUGCUCAUGGACUUCUGUUGCUAAACCCCUAUUUACUACCCCCUUUCUCUUUCCUCUGCCCCCAAUUUUCCUUUUGCUGUGGUCCUGGAAUUUGUAUUUUUUGUUGCUUUUUUUUUUUUUCUUUUCUCCUUUUUUUUCCUUUUUCUUUUUUGGCCUGAUGAGGGCACCACUGCAGACCAUGAUGUGCCUGGGGUUGUGGGCAGCUGCCCUGCUCUGCUUGUUUUCCCCCGGCACUGUGCGAGGUGACUGCUGGCUGAUCGAGGGGGACAAAGGUUAUGUGUGGCUGGCCAUCUGCAGCCAGAACCAGCCCCCGUACGAGACCAUCCCCCAGCACAUCAACAGCACGGUGCAUGACUUGCGUCUCAAUGAGAAUAAGCUCAAAGUGGUGCUGUACUCCUCCCUCAACCGCUUCGGCAACCUGACCGACCUGAACCUGACCAAGAACGAGAUCUCCUACAUCGAGGAUGGGGCUUUCAUGGGCCAGACAAACCUCCAGGUCUUGCAGCUGGGCUACAACAAACUCACAAACCUGACAGAGGGCAUGUUGAGGGGCAUGGCCCGGCUCCAGUUCCUAUUCGUGCAGCACAACCUGAUAGAGCUGGUCACCCCUACUGCCUUCUCCGAGUGCCCCAGCCUGAUUAGCAUCGACCUGUCGUCGAACCGUCUCAGCCGCCUGGAAGGCAACACGUUCACCAGCUUGAGCAAUCUGAUGGUGUGUGAGCUGGCAGGCAACCCCUUCAACUGUGACUGUAGCCUCUACAGCUUUCUUAACUGGCUGGCGCUCUUCAACAACGUCACCAAGAACUACGACCGGCUCCAGUGUGAGACGCCGCGGGAGUUUGCCGGGUACCCGCUCCUGGUACCUCGGCCCCACCACAACCGCAAUGCCAUCACCAUCUUCCAGUCCAUGUGCAGAGGCGGCACCAUCCCCUCCCUCUCCAGGGUCAACCCCACCCCUUACACCCCCGACUCCCAGCGAGACUUGGAUGAGGGCUCAGCCAUCAGCCCCGGGGACUUCCUCUCCGUCAAGCCUCCGGCCUCCUCCACCACCGACUCCUCCUUCAGCCCCAGCAUCAAGCUCCACGAUGUCACCAUCACCUCAGCCAUCCUGAUGGUGACCAUCCCCAUGCCCUACAGUAAGAUGUACGUGCUGGUCCAGUACAACAACAGCUAUGUGUCUGACAUUGCGACACUGAAGAGCAAGAAGGAGUACGUCACUGUCAACAAGUUGAAGGCCCACACUGAUUACACUUUCUGUGUGGCCUCCAUCCGCAACAACAGGCGCUACAACCACACUUGCCUGACCUUUGCAACCCGGAGCAAAGGCAGGGAGGACCCCAUUUCCAGUACUUCCACCACCACACACUAUAUCAUGACCACCCUGGGUUGCCUCUUCGGGAUGGUCAUUGUCCUGGGGGUGGUGUACUACUGCCUGCGGAAGCGGAGGAUGCAGGAAGAGAAACAGAAGUCCCUCAAUGUCAAAAAGACCAUCCUGGAAAUGCGUUAUGGAUCAGAUAUUGAUACCAGUACCAUGGUCCAUCCUUCCCAGAAACUGGGUGAGCCACCAGUGAUCCCCGUCUCACGGAUGUCCUCCAUCCCUUCCAUGAUUGGGGAGAAGUUGCCCCCACCAAAGUCAAUGGAGGCUGGUAUGGAGACCCCCAAAGUCACCACUAAAGGCAACUACAUUGAGGUGCGGACUGGUGGUGGGGAUGGUCUGGAACGGACCCAGCGGGAUGAGGACCUGAGGGAGCUUGACAAUGGGCAAGGCUCAGCUGCUGAGAUCUCUACUAUUGCCAAGGAGGUAGACAAGGUCAACCAGAUCAUCAACAACUGUAUUGAUGCCCUCAAGCUGGACACGGCCUCUUUCCUGGGUGGUGGGACUGGCGUAGACUCAGACAUGGCCUUUGAGUGCCAGUCCAUACCUGCCAGUUCCUCGGGUGGGCUAGAGCGGCCCAGCUUUCUUUCCCCACCCUACAAGGAAAGCUCCCACCACCCGUUGCAGCGCCAGCUCAGUGCUGAUGCUGCCGUGGCCAGAAAGACCUGCAGCGUCUCCUCCAGCGGCUCCAUCAAGAGCGCCAAGGUCUUCAGCCUGGAUGUGCCUGACCACCCGCCACUGAGCAAGUCUGACUCCAAAUACAUCGAGAAGGGCAGCCCGCUCAACAGCCCUUUGGAUCGUCUUCCCUUGGUGUCCCCGGGCGCCAUCCACCACUUGGAGGUCAAGCCUUCGUACCACUGCAGCGAGCACCGACACUCCUUCCCGGCCCUGUACUACGAGGAAAGUGCUGACACCUUGAGCCAGCGCGUGUCGUUCCUCAAGCCACUCUCCCGCUCCAAGCGAGACUCCACCUAUUCCCAGCUCUCCCCCAGACACUACUUCUCGGGUUACUCCUCCAGCCCUGAGUACUCAUCGGAGAGCACCCACAAGAUCUGGGAGCGAUUCCGGCCUUACAAGAAGCACCACAGGGAGGAGGUUUACAUGGCGGCUGGGCAUGCCCUGCGGAAGAAAGUGCAGUUUGCCAAGGACGAGGAUCUGCAUGACAUCCUGGAUUACUGGAAAGGAGUCUCUGCUCAGCAGAAGCUGUGACUCUCCCCUAUUCUUUCCAAGGAAACAAUACAAAACAAGACCCCCUCCCCCAACAACCAGAAAGAAAAAAAAAAAUGCCACUUGACUGUGAAAAAUAAACCAACAACAAAAUACUCCCGACAAAUACAAAACUGACAGAAUUGUUUCUUAAAGUUUACAACAACAGAAAAACUCUCACACACACAGACACACACACACACAUAUGCCGAAUUGUCUCUACUGUGUUACGGGGACCAUUGUUCUGCCUGCAGAUGGUUGGGAGGAGAGUCCUGCUCUGACACUGUGGUAACAGCGCUGGAGUGCGGGUGGGUGGCACUGGGAGGGGGUGGCAGUGGUGGCAGGGGAUGGGCAGGGACGGACACUCACCAGGCAUGGAACUCAGCUGUGAACUAUUGCUCUUUCUGUUCCUCUUGCUGCUUGAGAGAUGAUUUUUCUUUUCGGUGGGAGGGGAGAACUUUGGUUUAGAGAGCUUCUCUGCCCACUUCAUACACCUACUUUUCCAAAUUUUCUGUCACAUUAGUUUCCCCCUCCCCCCAUAUCCUUUGGCAGUUGAGGCUUUACUCUCUCUUCUGUCCCCUUCCAAGUUAGGUGGGAUUUGUUGGAAGAAGUUCUCUCACUCCCUUUCCUUUUCCUCUUCCCUACCCAUCUCCCUAGGCUUGCACUUUUCGUCUAGAUAUUUCAGGAACCUCCAUCAUCCUCAGAGGAAGGAGAGUGUGAUGGACAGGAGGUAGACUUACCACACAACAGGCUCUGUGCCCUUGCUGCUCUCCCCUCUCCCCUUCUCCCACCAUGCUAUUGAUGUUGAACACCAGCGAUCCCGGAGUGACAGGCCUGCUCAGAGCCAGUUAUCUGGGGGUAUGUCUGUGCUCUUUUGCACAUCAAGUGAGGUCCUCAAGGAAAGGUGGAGGAGGAGUCAUGAAAGUCCAGUCUUUCAGAGGUGCGAGGGGUUCCUAUGUCUCCAUGGGUGUCAUAGGUCCUACCAUUUCCCACCAUUUGGGUCCUACCAUUUCACACCAUGCACACCCAUGCUGAGGCUGAGCUGAGGAGCAGGUUUGGUACACUGGUUUGCCUCCCUUAUUAUGAGAAAGGGAUGUGGAGAGGAGCUAAGCAGAACAACUUGCACGCAAAGCUUCUGUAGAGCUUCCUGACUGACUUGCAUCAUGUUGGGAGAGGGGAUAGAGGAGCAUCAGACAUCCUCCUUGCUUUCCUCAGGAGAGUUGAAUGCAUAAAUAGGAUUUCUAUUGCUUAGAAAGCACUGGGUUCAUAGAAAAGACACCGAGUGGCUUCCACUUGCAUAGGCUUUGGAUACUUUGGCAUGAAUAGGAGAUAGUGUAGGGUGAAGGCAAAAGCACAGGAAAUAAAAGGGAUGUGAGAGUGGGCCCUGGAGCAGCCCAGGAGGGUUUGCUCCAAAAGAAGCUGCCUUUGAGUGUGCAGCCAUAUGGUGUGCUGGGGUAGAGGAGGAUACUAGCCUCUGGAUAACAGUGUUCCUCUGAAUACUUAAGAGGCUCUUAAUACUUAAGAGUCAGAACAAACUUACCACCUCCUAAAUCCUCCACCUCCUCACAGUUAGCUGUGACAGACUUUUCUUAGGGACUCUUUAACAUCUUGUCAAAAAAAAAAACCACACAACACAAGUUUUC